GCAAAUGAAUUUGAAAGGCGCCGUUUCUAACGGCAGCCAUUUGAUCGUAUUGGGAAGCAACGCAGACUAACAUAAAAAGGGAACAAAAUGGCUCCUAGGAAACGCACAACUAACGCUAAAAACAAGAAGAACCCUAAGAUACCCAAAUUAGAAGCUUUUCUUCUGGACUUUGACGAUGAAGUACGUACCAUAGUUGAGAAGUUAAAGGAGAAGACCAACAACCUUCUGAAAGAUGCCGACAACCUUUACAACAUAGCACUGAUCAAGAUGCCCAUGGCAGUGCGACAGAUGAACUGGAUUCAGUAUUGUGCAUCCGAAAAACCCAAAACACCAGUUGAUGAAUCAAAGCAAAAGGAGGAGGCUGCCCAAGUGGAGCUCACCAUAUCUCAGGAUCAUACAGUUCCACCCAAGUCAGCCAAAAAAGCUGCAAAGACCAGUGCAAACUCAGAAGAUGAAGAAAACCUGGUGUCUAAGUCUACAGUUAAAAAGGGAAGGCCAAAGAAGGUACCGUCAACCUCCAAGAAAGCCAGAGCCCUCUCUGUAAGCAAGCAGAAUGGCACUAUAAGGAGAUCUACUAGGAAGCCUUUGGUUACCCCAGCCAGAAGUUUCUUGGACUCCUCUAUUAUAGGCCCAACUCCACUCAUCACACCUCGCUUUGACUCCAGGUUGCCUAAGACUCCUGCAGUGCGAGUUCCUCGUCACAGAGAGAAGGUGUACAGCAUCUCUGUUAAUGGCUCUCCUAUCGCUGGAGGAACUGAGGACAUUGUUAUUAAUGUCCCUCUAGGCAAUGGGGAGUGUAUUCAGCUGCUGGCUAGUGAGAUGGAUUCUGUUGACCUGAGCCAGUUGGAUGCGAAAGUGAUUCACAGUAUAAGACAACUGCAGAACCGACUCACAGCCUUUUGUGGAAUAUCAGAGUAACCUGAUUGCUCACCUGAUUGAUUGUAUAUUUAGACUUAACUCUUGUUUAUAGUGUUACUGUCACUUUAAAAAAAAAUAAGUUUAUCCUUUGAUGUCUCCUUUACCUGUUGAACUGUCAUGAGCCUUUUACCUUGUACAUAAAUUCAGGUUAGGGAAUGUAGUUUUUAUAAUCCAUAAUACUACACUGAUGUUUUUUUUGUUUUACUUUUUUAAUUAGAAAUUGAUAUUUCAUUUCAUUUAUUCUGUACUAGUGGGGGGUUUUUUCUAUGCAGCACAUCUGGAUACCUGUAAAAUAAAGAUGGGAAGGGCAUGCACAUAUGCCUUUUAAAGGUCCCACAUGUAAGAUUUAUGUAACUGAAGUUAAUUUAAAUCUUUUGGAAAUCACAAUGGAGUCUUGUAUUGAACAGUAUAUUUUAGGAGUCAAUACACCACAAUUUACUCUCUUAACUAUAUAUAACACAUUUAGUGUGUGUGUGUAAGUGUAUAAAGACCACUGAAGAAAAUUA
Messenger RNA from Electrophorus electricus (electric eel), 1424 nucleotides. RefSeq names its product cell division cycle associated 8 (gene cdca8). Gene Ontology annotation, biological process: mitotic sister chromatid segregation. Gene Ontology annotation, cellular component: spindle midzone; chromosome, centromeric region; chromosome passenger complex. Lineage: Eukaryota; Metazoa; Chordata; Actinopteri; Gymnotiformes; Gymnotidae. The record is from RefSeq and is a predicted model, not a curated record.